GCAUGCAAUAACUUUACUACCCAUUCCAUGAAUACUGUACUCUCAGGUGCUGUGCUUCUCCUCACUCCUCUCUCUGCUCUGCAACUCUCUCUUCCCUCCUUUUAAAAAGUUUUUGCACUCUUCACACUCCUCCGUUUCUUCCAUUUCUCUCUCUUCACUGUUUCACCCACUGGUUUCGUUUCCAACUCUCAUCGCUGCCAUUUUUCGCUUUCGGUGACAUCCCCCCUUUCUUGUUAUCUUUUCUUUUUCCUUCCUCUCUUGGAUUAAUGUUAGGGUUUUGAGCUCCGUUUCAGCCAUCCACAUCUUUGACGGCCAACGUACCUACUGAGGAGUUACUCAUUGUUUAAGAUAAUUUGUGGGAGAGAUGCAAGACUCUGUUUACCCCAGCUGCAGUUAUUCAGCUAACCAUGGUGAUGCUGGAAACUCAUUUGUGGCUCUCCUUUAUGGCCCUCCAUCCCUGUUGCAGUAUGAUUUCAAAGACUUGUCUGAUCAGAAACUUUGUACCCCGUCUGGUAGUUGUACUGCUGCAAGUGGGAACUUUGUUGUUGAUUGUAGUGAUAGUGGAACCUUCCCAACAUCUAGUGGUGGAAUCUUUAUUGAAAAUUUAAAUAGUCAUAACCUGCAAAGCAGGCAAGAUACUGUUCUUGAUAGUUCUUCCAGGGCAAUGGUUGGUCUGAGGGAUAGUGUUCAUUCUGUAUUUCAUGAUAUUCAGAGUAAUAAUACUGCUGCACAGUCCACAGUCCCUGGUGGCAAAAAGGCAAGGGAACCUUUUUCUUCUAGGAGCCAAUGGUGUGGUACAAACCCUGCAUCCAGUCUAAAUGUUUGUGCUACAGAUAAUCAAACUACGCCAAAUAUGGUUCCAGAACAUUGCUCUUCCAACCUUAAUUCUCUUUUAACGAGUGGAUGCCCUCGUGUGUUCUGCAUGGAAAAAAGUGGAUAUCUUCUUCUCAGCAAUACAGGGCUUCUUGGUAUUGUUUGCUUAUGCCACUCUUGCCACAUGUCAGUUCUUAAGUUUUGUGAGCAUGCAGGGUUAUAUGGCAUCAACCCAGGGGAUGCUGUUCAUAUGGAAAAUGGUGAGACCAUUGCACAAUGGAAGAAUUUAUACCUAUUAAAGUUUGGGAUUAGGUCUCUGGGCAAUGAGAGUGAAUGGGACUGGCCAGAAGUAUUAUCAACAACAGGAAGUCUGAUGAGAUCCAAUUCAUCUUCAUCCAGUAUGUCAAAGAGUGAUUUAUCUCAAAUAUUGAGUUCAUCCGCAGUCAGAUUAAGGUCUGCAAAGCCUUGUGAUUAUGUUCCAUUUCCAAAGGCCACCAGCACAGAACCCAGUUUACUUAGUGGUGUAUUUCCCAGAGAAGAACCAAAUACAAUCCAGGAAAGUGGCAAAAUUCCGCUCAAAGGUUUUGUUGGAACAUGUACAACAACAAACAUUGUUGGAAUUCAAGGGAAUGAUGGUUGUCAACCUGUACCACUUUUCUUUGAUUCCCUUAAACGAAAUGGCAAUUUUUCAGUUGCCCACUCUCCUUCACAAAUUCCAACAAGCCUUCCAAUAGAUCAUGAAUGCAUAAAAAACAAUAAUGAAAAAGAUGUGCUUAUAGGCAAAGAUGCAGCAUCGUCUAAUAUUGAGCUGAGGCUUGGACAACCCCCUCAGACAGGAAAUCCAGUUCCAUCAUUUAUAGGACAUCCAUUAUUUAAUGCCCUUGUCAGCCCUCCAAAUUUGCAUCUUGCAAAGCCAAUGAUUAAUAUGCAUAGCAGUGAGGGGAAAUUGCAGAAUAAUUUUUGCCAUGGUUAUGGUUCCUUCAAAAUGGUUGAUCAACCUCAGCCUAAAAUCAAGAACUAUAUGCCUGGUGUUAGCAAUGCUUUUGGUGGUGCAGCUAGAUCAAAACCUGACAGUGCAGCCAACAGUUUGUUGUUUUCACCACUUCCACAGUUAAAUCUUCAGCCAGAGGGAAAGACAAAAGCUAGUGAAAUUUUGAAGAAUGAUAGUGGACCUGACAUAUCCAAGAAACAUGAUGAAUUUAAUGGCAUGCAGUUUGCUCCUAUUAAUGUUCCCUGGAAAAAUAAUGGUCACACGGGAAGGCAAUUGGAUUGUUCAGCAGUGGGAUCUAUUAAAGGUUUGGGCAAUGAUGAAGGUGUUAACUUUGCUAAAGAUCCUUGUGCUAAAUUAAACUCUGGAUUUGGAAUUAGUAAUCUAGUGAAAUAUCCAAGUUCCAUCAGAGGAGCUGUUGGUGGCAAUGGUAGUUGUAUUUCAACUGUUAAAGGAAAGAUAUACGAGUCAUAUAAUGAAUCAAGGUUGCCGUUCGAUACAUCUGCUGGUGUAAAUUUUCUCUGUGAUUCUAGAAAUGUGUCUUCUGUUGGACAAAAGAAUCAUUUCACCUCAGGGACGACAAUUCCAUUAGAAGGAAUUCUGAAGGGCUUUCCCUUGCUUGUACCAAAUUCUACAUCAAAUCAGACUACUACACCACAGCAACAGAGCAUUAACUUGGACAGACCUUUGCUUGAUGAAAAUAUGAGGUUGCUUGCAGUGACGCAGAUACUGGAGUUAUCUAAGCAACGACAUGCAUUGCAUUUUCAUAAAAUGAAUCAAAAGCACAAGAGAUCCAGCAACACUUCAGAAGCUCAUCCCGACGUAUAUGAGGCUUUGACGUCUGAACAGUUCUCUUUUGGCGCUACAUUUAAAUUGCCACAAAAAAGAGGUCCUUGUGGGAGUCCUGAUACCACUGAUGAUUUAGAGAAGCUGGCUUCACUCACAGGUUUGAAUAGAUACUGUUUCUCUGGCUUGACAGCAUUACCUUUACAUUCUAAAGAAAAGAAAUCACAAUGUAAACAGGCCUACAAUCUUCAAAAUGAAGGGCAAUCGUUGAGCCUUGGAAUAAACAAUGACAAUACACUGUUUCAGAGAUCAAGUGCAUCCAACAAUUUCACUGAGAAACCAGUGGAUACGAAUUUGGGAAGAUACACUUUUGCUGCAGGGCAAAACCUUUCUAGUACCAAUUUUUUUUUGGGAAAUGGAUCAACUUAUAAUUUUAAACAAUUUGCAAAAUCUAGUGGUGAAACUCCUUUGAAGAUAAUUUCAAAGGAUGAAAGUACUCAUCAAUGGAGAGGUGUACCAAGUAAGCUAUGGAAAGCAGAUUGUGAUGCAAAAUCUUUAGAUCCAAUAGCAGCGGAAGGACAAGAUGAUGUUCAAAGUGUAAAUGCUUCUGCUAAACGCUUCAAAAGGAAUUUUAAUAUGGAAGACAUGUUGAAAGUGCAAGAAAAGUCUAAUGUCUCGACUGGGUCUUGUGCACCUAUGGUCACUCAAGCUUCCAUGGAGUUCAAUAAGAUUGAUUCUUGCAUUAUUGAUGGUGGGGAUGCUACUGAUUCCAACAAUCUUGUACUUGAUGAGGGCUCAGUAAUCAAUAAAGGUUGGUCACCUGAUGCAGUUGAAAGUGAAAGAAGUUCUGAGUUUUUAGGCUCCACAUGUGAGAGUUACUUGAACAAAGGUCAUUUGAGAGUCAUAAAUGAUCAAGAUAAACCAUGUCGUAGUCUCCUUGAUGAGCUUAAGCUGUUAGAUUCUAUGACAAGGCAAAAAAGCCAGGACCAAAGUCAUAUACUUUCUGGUCAUUAUAAAGCCAAUCAAUCUCAAAAUGUCAAGGACUUAAAAGGAAAAAAGAAAAGGAGAAAUAGGCUGAAGAAUUUAGAUGCCUCAUUGCCUUCACCUUUCUUAUUGCAUAACAAGAACGAUGAAAGGCAAAUGUACUUUCCAUCAACUCAGCGAAAAUCAUCUGCUAAUGCCGCUUUUCUCCAGUCUAAUGCCAAGCAUAAACACACUGCUUUGUCACCCAAAUUUCCUGGUAACCAUUUUCUAAGUGCACGUCAUAGUGACAAAGAAGAUAGUCAUGUGUCGGAAUCAAGUUCAGAUGACGAGUUUCGUGGCUUACAUGACGUUCCUAGAAGAAAGAAACAAAGAGCAUAUUUCCCUUCUGAUUGUGUUGGGCAUUUUCAAAUGCAAGAUCCAGAUUUAGAGGAAACUGAAAUUGGCAAGGUUGAGUCAAUGUUUACCAGGGGGACAAAUGCCAAUAGAAUCACAAGGCCAAUAGUAUGUGGAGAAUAUGGUGAAAUAUGCAGUGAAGAAUUGGCUGGAGAAUUGCCAAAAAUUCCAAAAUUUGUUUCUCUCAGUAAGGUUCUUAAAAGUGCCAAAAGAUGUAAGGUACCUAGAUUAACUUCGAAAAAGAAAUUGAAGAGAUUGAGCUUUGGAAGUAAUGAACACUGCUGUGGUCAACCCGGUUUGGAGAGGGGCAACACGUCACUUGUUAUUUUCAAAGCAAAGAGAGAAUCCAAAGCUAUACAUGGUAAUAGUAUUGUAAACAUAGCUCCAUUGAAGCUGAAGAACAAGGAAAUUAGGAAAGUACGCAGUAUUAAUGAACUGACUGCUAAAGAAACCAAAGUGAAGGAUAUUGUGGUGGAGUAUGGUGAAGAUAAGGAGCAUGGUUGGUGUAACACCAAAAGCAGAAACUUUGUUCAAGAAUGCAUGGGAAUCUCCAUCCAAAAUUCAGACGCAUUCUGCUCUGUGUGCCAAAACUCGAGCAAUGAUGACAUUAACUGUUUGUUGGAGUGUAGUCGCUGUCUAAUUAGAGUUCAUCAGGCUUGCUAUGGAAUCUCCACAUUACCUAAAAAAGGCCGUUGGUGUUGUAGACCAUGCCGAACAAACUCAAAAGAAAUUGCUUGUGUCCUGUGUGGUUAUGGAGGUGGAGCCAUGACUCGAGCAACACAGAAUCGCACAAUGGUGAAAAGCCUCUUAAAAGCGUGGAGUAUUGAAAAAGGUGGCAUGUCUAAGCAUAGUACUACACCUGAACUUUUUGAGAAGGAAGCAGAUGUAUUUGAUUCCACAAAAUCUGAACUAAAAUUUGACCAAACAUGUGGUUUGAAGUCUGGGAAUGUUGAGAUCUCAAGAUCAGACCAGUUGAAAGUUGAGAUGUCAACAAAUCAAAUGCAAAAUGUCCCUUACAAUAUUUUAAAGGUUCAUAACAGCAUUACAGCAGGAGUUCAUGAUACAUCUGUAAAGCAGUGGAUUCAUAUGGUUUGUGGGCUUUGGACUCCUGGAACAAGAUGCCCGAAUGUUAAUACAAUGAGUGCUUUUGAUGUAUCUGGUGUUACACUUCCUAGAGAAGAUGUGGUUUGUUCCAUCUGCAACCGCUGGGGUGGUUCUUGUAUAGAGUGCAGGAUUGUCAAUUGUUUGGUCAAGUUUCAUCCUUGGUGUGCUCAUCAAAAGAACCUGUUGCAAUGUGAGACUGAAGGCGAUGAUGAUGAGAACGUUGGAUUUUAUGGAAGAUGUAUGCUUCAUGCUGUUGACCCUAGAUAUCAGUCCAAGUAUGAUCCUGUUGAUGAUAUAGAUAGCUUAGAAGAAAGGGAAUUUACCUGUGCCAGGACAGAGGGUUACAAGGGCUGUAAACGGGAUGGUUUCCAUAGAUAUUGUUACAGUGCCUUAAAGGGAAAGGGAGGAAGUGGAUGCCUUGUUCCUGAAGAACAGUUAAAUGCUUGGAUUCACAUUAAUGGGCAGAAAUCGUGUCCACAAAGACUCCCUAAGCCCGCAUCAGAUAUUGAGCAUGAUUGUCGGAAGGAAUAUGCUCGGUACAAGCUAGCAAAGGGCUGGAAACACCUUGUUGUUUACAAAUCAGGAAUUCAUGCCCUUGGUCUUUACACUUCUCGAUUCAUUUCCCGUGGUGAAAUGGUUGUUGAGUAUGUUGGCGAAAUUGUGGGGUCACGGGUAGCUGAUAAAAGAGAGAUUGAAUAUCAAUCUGAAAGAAAACUUCAGUACAAGGGUGCUUGCUACUUCUUCAGGAUUGACAAAGAACAUAUUAUUGAUGCCACAAAGAAAGGGGGCAUAGCCCGUUUUGUUAAUCACUCAUGCUUGCCGAAUUGCGUGGCGAAAGUGGUUACUAUAAGGCAUGAGAAGAAGGUUGUCUUUUUUGCAGAGAGGGACAUAUAUCCUGGUGAAGAAAUAACAUACGAUUACCACUUUAACAACGAAGAUGAAGGAAAGAAGAUUCCAUGUUAUUGCAAUUCCAAAAAUUGCAGGCGCUAUCUUAACUGAUUAUAGCGAUUGUUGAUAACAUGUAUGAUUCGUGAGAAUGUAUGUAAUUAAGACUCUUGAAAUUGUCACUUGUUUGUGGAUUUAGUACUGGGAGAAAGGUUGGGGGAGAAAUAUUCUCUUUUUCAAGGUUGAAAGGAUAGAGUAGUUUCAAUCGCAAUGUUAAGAAAUUAAAGAAACCAUUUUAUGAUGACAA
Arachis duranensis is the source of this 6260-nucleotide messenger RNA. RefSeq lists its product as uncharacterized. Gene Ontology annotation, molecular function: histone H3K4 methyltransferase activity; protein binding. Bases 365 to 6067 code for a protein of 1900 amino acids. The record is from RefSeq and is a predicted model, not a curated record. NCBI's taxonomy places the organism in Eukaryota, Viridiplantae, Streptophyta, Magnoliopsida, Fabales, Fabaceae. Gene Ontology annotation, cellular component: histone methyltransferase complex. Gene Ontology annotation, biological process: positive regulation of DNA-templated transcription. The transcript has 19 exons.